GCAUUGACCAACCUGCUGCUGGUCGUGCCAAUACUAGCAAAGAGCGAGUCAGUUGGAUAGACGUUUCUUCCGCGUUUGUACUAAUAAAGUGUAAAGUGAAUAGAACAGCCCGCGAUGCAAUCAAAGUUGUUUUGCCAAACGUCUAACUAAAAUGGCGUCGCUGUUUAUCAUUUAGUUAUCUUUUCUUUAUGUAAACGUCUCUUAGUGAUCGCAUCAGAGUGUGAGUCAUAAACCAACAUAGCAAUGACAGUUUUAUAGCACAAAGUGAGAAUACGUUUCCGAAACGUUUGUAGAAGACUGGCAAGAGUGAUUCGAAUAGCACAAUAAUGCGCGAAUUCAAAGUGGUGGUGUUGGGUUCGGGUGGGGUCGGCAAGAGUGCUUUGACUGUGCAGUUCGUGUCCGGAUGUUUCAUGGAAAAAUAUGACCCCACCAUAGAAGACUUCUACAGGAAAGAAAUAGAAGUAGAUAAUUCUCCGUGUGUAUUAGAAAUAUUGGAUACCGCCGGCACAGAACAAUUUGCGUCUAUGCGAGAUUUGUAUAUAAAGAAUGGCCAAGGAUUCGUAGUAGUAUAUUCAUUAACAAACCAUCAAACGUUCCAAGACAUAAAACCAAUGAAGGAAUUGAUAACGCGCGUGAAGGGCUCCGAGCGCGUGCCGAUCCUCCUAGUGGGCAACAAGGCCGACCUGGAGCACCAGCGCGAGGUGUCGCAGGCGGAGGGCUCGGCGCUCGCGCAGAUGUGGGGCUGCCCCUUCGUGGAGGCGUCGGCCAAGAGCCGCACCAACGUCAACGAGAUGUUCGCGGAAAUCGUGCGCGAAAUGAACGUUAGUCCUGAGAAGGAAAAGAAAACUUAUUGUUGUUGUACAGUGCUUUAAUGUUUAGUGUGUAAUGUGGCAUUUAUUUCUCGUAAGACUGCAAGGGCGAGGAGGGAGCGAGCCCGCCUCGGCCGCCGGCGGCCGCGCGACCAGCGGGCCGGGCGGCGCGUCGGCCGCCAGCGCUGGACCCCGGGCGGCCGAGCGCGCGUCAUAUCACGUUGUUAAUAUCUUUGAUACAUACCAUUGUCCAAUCGAGGUGCUUUAUCUUAUAUUUUCAUACUUUAGUACUGGUAGAUACUCCCGCAGUAACAGUUAUUACAGAAUAAUCAAAUAUCAUUUGAAACCGGAACAUGUAAUCUUUAGCUUCGUGUAAAGAUCAUCAUGAUUAAGUUCAUUUCAGUCUUGAAUGUUGACGACGAGUCAAACGCUGCAUCAAUUUUAUAUCAGCAACAUAACAUAUGUAAUGUAAAGUAAUAUUAGUAAACUUUGUAUAUAAUUUGAUGAGAUUAAUGAUGUGGAAGGACAAGGACGGUUUUAGAGAAUAAAAAAGCCAUCCAAAUAUGCAAUAAUCUUAUAUGAUUGUGUAGAGUGAAGUGCGCUGAGUAUGAGUAUACACUUAAGUCAUGCGGAUUGUGUUUUAUUGUGUAAAUUAUGUUUAUAUGAGAAUCAGUAAUAAUCAAGGAAAUACAGACAGAAUUGUCAGUUGCGUGAUUGUGUUUUAAAGUCUACCAGGAUUUGUGAUAAUACCUAUAACAAAGUAUCUAUAAUAAAAGUUUUAAGUGGGAGAUUAA
Messenger RNA from Bicyclus anynana (squinting bush brown), 1603 nucleotides. It is a transcript of the gene Rap2l, whose product is annotated as ras-related protein Rap-2c. The transcript has a single exon. The coding region runs from base 327 to 872 and encodes 181 amino acids. Lineage: Eukaryota; Metazoa; Arthropoda; Insecta; Lepidoptera; Nymphalidae. Gene Ontology annotation, cellular component: plasma membrane. The record is from RefSeq and is a predicted model, not a curated record. Gene Ontology annotation, biological process: negative regulation of cell migration; Rap protein signal transduction. Gene Ontology annotation, molecular function: GTP binding; GDP binding; GTPase activity.